This is a messenger RNA of Notechis scutatus (mainland tiger snake), 957 nucleotides long. RefSeq names its product proteasome 20S subunit beta 4 (gene PSMB4). Gene Ontology annotation, cellular component: proteasome core complex; cytoplasm. Lineage: Eukaryota; Metazoa; Chordata; Lepidosauria; Squamata; Elapidae. The record is from RefSeq and is a predicted model, not a curated record.
GCGCCGCCUCUUCCUGCUCCGUGACUAAGCGGCGGCCGUUCGGGGAAAGGAAAGAUGGAGGCGUCCGCGAUGCUGCCGCUGCCUUCGCUGUUCUGGGGCGGGGGUCCCGCCCCGGGGAGUCUCUUCCCACUGGGCAGCCCGACCCAGGACGCCUGGGCCCAAAGCGAGGCCUCCAAGAGGACUCUGAGCCCCAUGGUGACGGGCACCUCCGUCCUGGGCCUGAAGUUCGAGGGAGGGGUGAUGAUCGCAGCCGACACGCUGGGCUCCUACGGAUCGCUGGCCCGAUUCCGCAACCUCUCCCGGAUCAUGAAGGUCAACGACAGCACCGUCCUGGGCGCCUCAGGGGACUAUGCCGACUUCCAGCACCUCAAGCAAGUCCUGGAGCAGAUGGUGAUUGACGAAGACCUUCUGGGCGACGGGCACAGUUACAGCCCGAAGGCCAUUCACUCCUGGCUGACCCGGGUCAUGUACAACCACCGGUCUAAGAUGAAUCCCCUCUGGAACAGAGUCAUCAUCGGCGGCUACUCCAACGGGGAAGGCUUCUUAGGUUACGUCGACCUGCUGGGAGUGGCCUACGAAGCGCCUUCGUUGGCGACCGGAUACGGGUCUUACGUGGCACAGCCGUUAAUGAGGGAGGCGCUGGAGGAGACCCCCAACCUUUCCCAGCAGGCGGCCAGAGCUCUCAUUGAACGGUGCAUGAGGAUCCUCUACUACCGGGACGCCCGCUCGUUCAACCGGUACGAGAUCACCACCGUCACCGAGAAAGGCGUGGAGGUGGAAGGACCUCUGACCUUGGAGACCAACUGGGAGAUUGCUCACCUGAUCAGUGGUUUCGAAUGAAACAGGAAAAGUUUUUCUAUUUGUUGAAGACGGAAACCCCCAAAUCCUUUGUGAUACUGUUUGAGGCUCCUGGGGGAGCCACCUUUUCUUUAAUAAAGAUGCUUGACUGUCUACAAC